UAAACGCAUCGCAAACGGGAUACAAUUAUAUCUGCGGUAUUCGCUUCGCGUGGAAAGUGAUUAAAACCUCGGUUCGUUUAAAUAUUCGUGUCACAUCCAGUAGUUUAUAGAGCUAGGAAAUGCACACUUGCAUCGUGCAGUAGCGCGGCGAGGUGCAGACGCGGGGCGGGGCAGUGCAGCCGGCGGCGGCAAUCAGUCGCAUCGUGACCGCGAGGCGCGCUGCGUGUGGCAUCGCGACGUGAGCGCCAGCCGCCGACAUCGCGACCACGGCCGACACCGCCGCUCCCGCCAUGUCCGUGGGCUCGUGGCGGCGCCGCUCGCCCGACGAGUGCGACGAGCGCUCCGACCCCGGCGCCUCCAGCUCGGCCGUGCCGCGCGCGCCGCCCAACUGCGCGCGCUGCCGCAACCACCGCCUCAAGAUCGAGCUGAAGGGCCACAAGCGCUACUGCAAGUACCGCUACUGCACCUGCGAGAAGUGCCGCCUCACGGCCGACCGCCAGCGCGUCAUGGCGCUGCAGACGGCGCUGCGGCGCGCCCAGGCGCAGGACGAGGCGCGCGCGCGCGCCAUCGAGUCCGGCUCGCAGGACCCGCGCGUGGAGCUGGACCGGCCGGAGCCGCCCGUGGUCAAGGCGCCGCGCAGCCCCGUGCCGCCGCCGCCGCCGCGCUCCUUCGGCUCGGCCAGCUGCGACUCCGUGCCCGGCUCGCCCGGCGUGUCGCCCUUCGCGCCGCCCGCGCCGCCCUCGGCGCCACCGCAGCCCGCCAUGCCGCCUCUGUUGCCGCCGCAACAGCCCGCGGUGUCACUGGAGUCCCUAGUUGAAAAUUGUCAUAAGCUACUAGAAAAAUUCCACUACUCCUGGGAGAUGAUGCCCCUCGUGCUAGUCAUCCUUAACUACGCGGGCAGCGAUCUCGAGGAGGCUUCGCGGAAAAUUGACGAAGGAAAGAUGAUCAUCAACGAGUACGCGAGGAAGCACAAUCUGAACAUCUUUGACGGUCAUGAACUGCGCAACUCGACUCGCCAGAAAAUGCUGAGCGAAAUAAAUAAUAUAAGUGGUGUACUAUCUUCGUCGAUCAAGUUGUUUUGCGAAUGAUACUAUGUUUUACAAGUGCAAUGUUUUGUGUGGACGCGUGCUGUGCGAUGCUCUGUGCGAAUGCCGCCGGACCAUCGUGUUUACUCGCGGAGAAUGUUUUGAUGGCGCAGGACCCCGAGCCCGCAUCGACUUCCACGUCGAGGGAUGGCGCAGACUGUUAGUGCGGCUUCGACUCCCGGCUCGAGUGGGUGUGAACUAUGAACUACCAAACUAGUGUUAGAUCUGUAUAGACAUGUAUAUAACGUGUUGGUGACGCUAAAGAAUACCUAAUUAUUACUUUAAGGCCGUAUUAGGGCUUUCAAGCCUGUUAUAUUAAACUAUAUACCAGAACAUCAGAUAUGUUAUGUAACUCGUAAUGUAACUCCUAUAUUAGUUAUGAAAGUAUUUAUAUGAAAAGGGUUCCAAUUUCGCAUCACGAAAUAUAAUUUUGUGUGUAUAGUUAUUCAAUGUGAGAAUUUAAUACAAAUGCAUAGAUUUUUACAAUCAAGAGAGCCAACACGGAAGUUUUGAUUAUUAAAUUGCAAUUAUUGCAAUUAUUGGAGGUAGUUUAUGGCAUCCUUGCUGUAACAGAACAUCCUGAUUCCUGACCAAUAGAGGUGAUUGCGAUGGUCACACUGUAGGCGUCAAACUUUGGUGCUAGGCCUAUUGGCUUCAUUCAGAUUGAUCCCUCAAGUUCUGGCAUCACAUAUGCAGGUUUGGAAGCCCUAAUCUAUUUAUAGUUAUGUACAUCAAGCGAAAUGUCCAUUAGCAAUAAGACUUGCAGAAGUCAACUCUGGCAAGUCACAUGCACAGUGUAAACUCUCGCAGUAAGUCAAUUUCUGCAAGUUUUAAACAAAACCAUUGCUUGUGAACAUUACGCUUGAACAUAGAUAAAAUUCGAAAUGUAUGCACUUUUUGGGCUUGGUCUACAUGGUUACGGUUCUCAUCUCGGUUUCUGCUAUAACUCUAUAAUUUCAUUAAGGUCUAUUUAUGUUCAAACGUCUUCAUAAUAACUAUUCUGUUUUGUGAUUUGUUACUUUUAGCGUAAAGUUCCAGCAAUCUAAAAAAAUCUCUAAGUCCAACUCCGUUUACACGGCAUUAACAGUGUACUUUUUACAGGAUUAACGUUAACAAAUACGUAAUGACGUACAUAGAAUAUAGAACCGUUUACACGGUUAAAACUGUGUAUGUUUUUUGCAGUACAAACAUAUGAAUGGUCCUUUAUUCGAGUUACGUACGGACCUAUACGGUAAGAUGAGUAAAU
Molecule: messenger RNA, 2331 nt
Organism: Maniola jurtina (meadow brown)
Lineage: Eukaryota; Metazoa; Arthropoda; Insecta; Lepidoptera; Nymphalidae
Gene: dsx
Product: protein doublesex
Exons: 5
Coding region: 291-1088 (265 amino acids)
Biological process (GO): sex differentiation; regulation of transcription by RNA polymerase II
Cellular component (GO): nucleus
Molecular function (GO): DNA-binding transcription factor activity, RNA polymerase II-specific; RNA polymerase II cis-regulatory region sequence-specific DNA binding
Source: RefSeq, a predicted model, not a curated record